Messenger RNA from Brassica oleracea var. oleracea, 606 nucleotides. RefSeq lists its product as uncharacterized. NCBI's taxonomy places the organism in Eukaryota, Viridiplantae, Streptophyta, Magnoliopsida, Brassicales, Brassicaceae. The transcript has a single exon. The record is from RefSeq and is a predicted model, not a curated record. The coding region runs from base 1 to 606 and encodes 201 amino acids.
AUGUAUGAUGUGACAAGCGAUCCGAACAACCACGUCGCACAAUACAAACAACAGAUGCUCACCGUGGUGAUCCAGAAGGAGCUAAGGGAGGCAACCAUGUGUAAAGGCUUCAGUUCGACUCUGACCGGUCCUGCCCUUCAAUGGUAUAUCAAUCUUCCCACCAGGUCCAUACGGUCCUAUGCUACCCUUAGUGACAAGUUCGUGGAGCAGUUCGCCAGCAGCAGGAGCCUGGAGAAGAGUUCAGACGACCUCUAUGAAAUCCUUCAACAUAGAGCUGAGCCACUCCAUACCUACAUUGUGUGCUUCAACCCGGAGAAUGUCGCCAUCCCAGAAUGCAACGCGGCGACAACCAUCUCUGCUUUCAAAAAGGGUAUGCUCCCCAAUGGAGACCUCUACAAGGAACUGACCAAAUACCAGUGCAAGACCAUGGAAGACGUCCUAUCCCGAGCCUGGGCGCAUGUGAAAUGGGAGGAAGACGUCGCGGGCUGGGCAAAGGCCCAACAUAAGCAGGACCAGAAAUUUCCCAGGCAGAUGAAGAGCGAUCGCGAUGAGGGAUCUCAUCCUAAAUCCGCCAGAGAGUUAAGUAACAAGAGCAGGGGCAGAUAG